Molecule: messenger RNA, 2733 nt
Organism: Choloepus didactylus (southern two-toed sloth)
Lineage: Eukaryota; Metazoa; Chordata; Mammalia; Pilosa; Megalonychidae
Gene: EIF4H
Product: eukaryotic translation initiation factor 4H
Exons: 7
Coding region: 90-836 (248 amino acids)
Molecular function (GO): RNA binding
Source: RefSeq, a predicted model, not a curated record
AGCGGACAGCCCCGGCGGCGGGGCGGGGGGAGUUAUAUUACCGGGUCCUUCCUCGCUCACCCUGGUUCCUCUCGGAGCGGAGACGGCAAAUGGCGGACUUCGAUACCUACGACGAUCGGGCCUACAGCAGCUUCGGCGGCGGCAGAGGGUCCCGCGGCAGUGCUGGUGGCCAUGGUUCCCGAAGCCAGAAGGAGCUGCCCACAGAGCCCCCCUACACAGCCUAUGUAGGAAAUCUACCUUUUAACACAGUCCAGGGCGACAUCGACGCUAUCUUUAAGGAUCUCAGCAUAAGGAGUGUACGGCUAGUCAGAGACAAAGACACAGACAAAUUUAAAGGAUUCUGCUACGUAGAAUUUGAUGAGGUGGAUUCCCUUAAGGAAGCUUUGACAUAUGAUGGUGCACUGUUGGGUGAUCGGUCACUGCGUGUGGAUAUCGCAGAAGGCAGAAAACAAGAUAAAGGUGGCUUUGGAUUCAGGAAAGGUGGACCAGACGACAGAGGAAUGGGUGGCUCUCGAGAAUCUAGAGGUGGAUGGGAUUCCCGGGAUGACUUCAAUUCCGGCUUCAGGGAUGACUUCUUGGGAGGCAGGGGAGGGAGUCGCCCGGGUGACCGGCGAGCAGGCCCUCCAAUGGGGAGUCGGUUUAGAGACGGCCCGCCCCUUCGCGGAUCCAACAUGGAUUUCAGAGAACCGACAGAAGAGGAAAGAGCACAGAGACCACGACUCCAGCUGAAACCUCGGACAGUUGCAACGCCCCUCAAUCAAGUAGCCAAUCCCAACUCUGCGAUCUUCGGGGGAGCCCGACCCAGAGAGGAAGUCGUCCACAAAGAGCAAGAAUGAGCUGGCGGCGGGAGGGCGCGGGGUGGGGGGUAGGAGGAGCCCGCAGCCCGGUUAGCCCCGGGCCAGGCCGGCGUCCUGCAGUUACCAUUCCCGCACCUGACCUGUGUCCUCCUUUCUCACAACGGAAACACAGAGCUUGUGAGUGCAUGUCAGCUGUUAACAAGUGGUUUUUAGUACAUUCUUGGCUUCGCUGUAUCUAUCUGUAGUGCCUGUUUUGUGCUUUUUUUUUUUUUUUCCUACUGCCCUUUCCCCGUUUUUCCUUCUGUCCUUUUUCCUUACUGCUCCUUAUUUUCCACACAGCACAUGGAUUCUCUGGAGGAACCAAGGCACUCAGCACAUGGGCAGUUCUUUGGGUGGAGGUGCUGCUUCAUUUUUCUCGUUUGCUUUCUCUGUUACUUUAGACCCACUGCCCAGGCGCCAGUCAUUUCCUUUGAUUUUCCUCAGUGCUUCUCUUCGGAUCUGCAUGUUGAGUUCUGUAUUGCUGUGGCUUCCAAGAAAAAACCAGAGACGAAGUCACUGACAAAUUAAAUAGCAGCUUGUUUUUAUUCAGCUGUGAUUACAGAAUUUGAGGCACUUUGUUGUCAAAACAACGAUAAAAUAUCUAUUGAUACCUUGCAAAUUCUGUCAUCUACCCAUUUAUAGGUAAUCCUGUCUCCAUUACCUCCUCCCCAAAUGGAUUAUUUGAGCAGCAUAGGCUCACCCUGCAAACAGAAAACCUAAAAGAAGAGUCUGGGGAAAUGUUGGCGGGGAGCUCACAUAGAAGAGAAAUCAAAUGCACUGAUGUGUUGACGUUUUUUAUUAGAACUCUUUUGAGACCAUGUCCAGACUAGUUAACUCCUUUCACCAGGUGUGUCACAGGGCUCUUCGAUCUGGCUUAGAUGCAGCAGGUAGCCGUCUCCUUUCGUUUCCGCUGGGAAAGCGUGCUUUGCAGGAUUGAGCGGUGCUGGUGGAGUUGUGCGGGGCUCCCAUGAAAGCACUGACCCUGCUUUUUGCAAGCCCCUGUUGUCUGUGUAUUUUGCAUCUCCCCCUUGUGUCUGUCUCUUCCCCAGUGCAAGUGACAGUGAGGCACUGUGCUUCCUACCGUCCCUUAUGUGUAUAGUGAAAAUGGGCCUAGAAUCUGGCACUUUAUUUCACUUGAUGUAUUUAAAAUUUUACUAUGCAGAGCUAUCAGGAACCUUUAAAAUAGUUUGUAGGUGGCUCUGGAUGAUGAUAUUUGCUGCUGUGUCUUUGGGGCAAGGCUUAUUGUUCCCAGGUACAGAGUUUAGCCCUUACCUGGGGAUAAGGGACCGGGCAGUCAAUUUUGAGUUUGAACCACCUACAUGUGAACAAAUUAAAAAUUUAUUUUAACACCCAAGUCCCAGCCUGUCUGUGGGGAACAGUUCAGGGCCCACUUGCAGCUGGCCAAGCUGGAGAGGCUGGCUGGGGCCGAGAGGCCUCUCCAGGGGCCGAGGGCCGAGGGCCGAGCGGCUGCUGCUUGUGCAGCGCUGGGUGUGUAGAAAGCUAACUGCUAACCUGUCGUCCUUGCCCUCUCACUGUCUUUUUAUCACAAGGGCUCAGCAAUUCACAGAACUCGCACUCCUUUCUUUCCCUCCACCUGUCUUUUCUGCUUCUGAGAUAAGAACCAUUUGUGUAACACCAAUACUUAAUUUAAGAAAGACAUGCAUUAUGUGGUUGUAAUCAAACCUGAUGCUUUCAGAUGACCGACUUACAUCUUCAAUGUGGAAAAGAUUUAAGAACAAAACAAAUUCAUCUAAAACUUCUGGGCAACCCAGUUGACUUUUAAAUGUAAGAAUGGUAUUCCAAACACUUAACACAUGCAGCUAUAUGACAGAAAGUAAAUCUAUGGAUAUGGUAUUUUGUGAAUGAUCUUUUAAAUAAAAGAAAACCUUACAUAAUA